This is a messenger RNA of Zasmidium cellare ATCC 36951, 2133 nucleotides long. RefSeq lists its product as uncharacterized. The coding region runs from base 1 to 2133 and encodes 710 amino acids. Gene Ontology annotation, cellular component: nucleus; cytoplasm. The transcript has a single exon. Gene Ontology annotation, molecular function: GTPase regulator activity. The record is from RefSeq and is a predicted model, not a curated record. NCBI's taxonomy places the organism in Eukaryota, Fungi, Ascomycota, Dothideomycetes, Mycosphaerellales, Mycosphaerellaceae.
AUGGAGGUGCUGCUGUCGAGAGUGACGCAACACGCCGUCCAGUACGCCAUUAGGUCUGGCGUGUCCAUCACAACCGGCUACGCCAUCAAGCAAUGCAGUCGCCUGCUGAAGGAGGCGCCCAAGGGCCGCGAGCGCGAGGAGCUCAUGCAGCUCCAGCUCCGUCUCGAGAGCAAGAUCAGGGUCAUAUCGCCCUCGAUUGACAUGAUCGAGCUGAUUGCUGCCCGAGGCAACACUUCGCUGGAGUCGGCACUCUCACUGACCAAGGACAUUCGUUACGAGAUACAGAAGCUGGGUGUUCGUCUGUCCAAUGCAGCCAACGAGGAGGAGCUACUACGCCGGAAGAGCAGUCGAGCCAAGUCUCGCGAGGAGACUGAUCAUGAGCUCAGAGCGAUUGUCCAACAGAUCAAGCUUCUUCUUGCCCGCAUUGAAGAUGCUGUCCCUCUCAUCAAUCUGGCCAUCACGACAUCUGGGAUCAAUCUUUCGACAAACCUCUCUGGCACUAUCAGCCCAAGCAGGCUGUUGCAGGCAUCGACCUUCUUGACAUCUGCCGAUAGCAAGUAUACUGGCGAUCCUUCGAGAUGGCAGCAAGUUGGCCCUACCUACGUCUUGACCUUGUAUAUGCUCUUCGCUGGCCAUGCCUCGAGACCGGUGGAUGAAGACGGCGUUCGCGAGACGACGUGGAAGGAGGUCAUCCACAAGGCUCGUGUCAAGUUGUGGCGGGUCCCGUUGGAGCAGCUGUACUCAUUACCGGGAGAGGCAACCGAUUCAGAUGCCAGAAGCAACACGGUCCGUGCAGACGCUGAGGCUGGCGAGUUCGCCUAUCAACUGGCCAUGGUGGAGGAUCUCGACGAUGACAGAGUCCACACAUUCGAGGACGACAAGCCCCAGCCGGGACCGUUUGAUGAUGUUCAGAAUGCUGGGAUUCGCGAUGUUAUCCCGGUUCAUGAAGUAUCGAAGGUCUUCUAUGCUGACACUGGAAAGAUCCUGAACAUUGGAGGUGACGGAGACAGCAACAGUCCAGUUCUGUUACUCAAGCGAGACGUCCACGCAGAGCCGCCGAGAAGGAUGCUGCAGCGAUCGCAGUCUCGGAUGAGCAUGCAGGAUGAGGACUUGUCUAAUGGUGCUGGCGAGGUGGAUGCUCAGAGUGAGAUCGAUGCUCAAAUUGAGCGUGAGUCCGCUCCGCCAACGCCGAUGAAGUCGUCCAACGGUGCUUCACACGCUACCUCCACAACAUGGCGACUACCGGCAGACUUGGAUCCAGAGUGGAUGGCCCUCGAAGUGUUUACAGAAGAACCUGACUCGGAUACUGAAUCUGAACCUGACGAAACAUCACGGCCGUCUUCCAGCAGAGCAGACUCUGGCCUCACUGGGGCCCUGGCACACCUCAACCUUCGAUCGUCACCCUCGCCCAUCUCUGGAGCUCAUAACCAAGUCGCGUUGAGUCAGGGACCAGCACUGCAAUUCUCACCAGGAAAGCGUGCAGGUCCACCUAUUAAGAGUAGUCUGUCUCUCCUCGAGAUGCUCAUGAAGCUCGCAGCUCUGCAGCAGUUCCGUCAGGAGUCUCACCUUGCCAUCGAGGAUGAACUCCUCAACUUCUUCCUCGAAGACAGCGCCACGGCAGGUGCGGGCUCAGACAAGGACUAUCGCCAGCGUCUCCGACACGCAGCAACUCGCCGAGUUGGCUUCGACCCCUACGACGAGUCGCCCGUCAAGCGCCGCGGUGAAGACUACAUCCGCAACGCCAACGACUCUCCAAGAGGCUCCCCUGCCCCAGAUGACUACCCCAACGAGCUGGUCUACGACGAUGCAUACGGAUACAACGACUCUCUGAUGCAGAACCCCAUCCCCCGACUCGAUUUUGCGCGACCUUCUGUCGAGAGAGCUCCAUCUGCCAGAAACUCGUCCUCUCCCCGACUCUACCAACAAACGCCUUCGCGAACGUCAACCCCCGGCACCAGCGAAGACCAUCGAAGUGCCGUACACGCAAAGUACAAUAAUAGUCGACCUUCCCCUCAAGGCCAACCAUUGGCCACGCCUCCUAGCACGGCGAAAACGAGGGCUGCAGCGCUGAGAGCUCAGUCGGAGCCCAAGCCACGCAGCCCAUUACACGAAGUCACGACUGAUGAUGAUUGA